AUGAUCCUGCCCGAAUCUAAUAUUCUGGCAGCGAAUCUCUGUGUGGAUCCUGCGGAGCAAGAGCCAAUGGGAGAGCGCCACGUGGCAGUCCAGCAGUCACGCGUGGCAGCACUAGUGGACGCGGGGUGCCUGCCGCCCUUCCUCUCCCUCAUCCGCUCCGCUGAUGCCGACGCUGUGCGGCUCGGCUUGCAGUUCACUGAAGUGGUGAGGAGGGGUGUAGGAAGCUGCGGGGUGGUGGGAAGGGUAUGUGAAGGUGUGCGGUGUGGUGCACUAGUGGACGCGGGGUGCCUGCCGCCCUUCCUCUCCCUUAUCCGCUCAGCAGAUGCUGACGCUGGGCGGUUCGGCCUGCAGUUCACUGAAGUGGUGAGGAGCGGUGCGGGAAGGUAUGGGGUGGUGAUGAGGGACAAAAGAGGGCUGCGGCUUGUGGAGGAGGCGGACGGCAUUGAUGCGAUAGAAGCAGCCCAAUUUGUAGGCAAUGAGGAGCUGCACUCCAUGUCCAGCUAUCUAUCCGCGCGCCCCUGGAUGCCCGUCGUCGUUCUCUCCGACUGCCGCCCGCCGCCCAACCUCUUCCAUUGCAACCGGCUGGUGCACCGCGACGGGCCCGCCUGGCUCUUCAACUUGACGGUCGCCGACAUGCGCCGUCGGCUGCAGCCCGUCGGGAACUGCGCGCUCGCCACCCCGGAACCCCAGCUGCUGCCAGGUCAACUGACCGAUCAGCAACCUGCCGCUGCGCGCCGACUUGCGUACGCCACAGUGCUGCACAGCAAGGAGGACUACGUGUGCGGCGCGAUCGCGCUGGCGAACAGCCUCCAGCGGAGCGGCACGCGCGCGGAGCUGGUAGCGCUGGUUUCCGCGGAGAUCGGGAACUUCAGCCGCGGAGGCCUAGAAGCGGCCGGGUGGCGGCUGAUCGAGAUUGAGAGGAUUCGCAAUCCGUUCGGACGCGCGGGCACAUACAACCAGUGGAACUACAGGUGA
Messenger RNA from Closterium sp. Naga37s-1, 975 nucleotides. NCBI's taxonomy places the organism in Eukaryota, Viridiplantae, Streptophyta, Zygnematophyceae, Desmidiales, Closteriaceae. The record is from the annotation of a GenBank genome assembly.